UAUUAAAUUCAGUUGCCAGUAGGGACUAGAUGGUUCGUGACGUAUCUUAAGCAGUUGUUUUGUGUGAAUUAACUGCUUACGGCUCAGGUCCUCGCGAUACUUGAUGCUCUAUGCUCUAUAAGAAAUAAAAGCCAUCGAAAUAAAACCUCAAGGCAGUCAUAUUUUGGUCGACAAUAACCUGCUGAUUGAACUGCUUGGGAGAAUGGAAGAUAAGGAUCAACGACAGGGAAAAAUAAUAGAUAAUUUGCGCAAUGAUAUUGAACAAAUUAAAUUUGAAAACCAACAAUUGAAGGAAUUAUUUUCAAAGUGCGAGGUUGCGAUUCAGUCGUUGCGAACUACUAUUUACGAUUCUGAAUAUAAAACGAAAAUGGAUGAAACCAAUGUCAGUGAUUUUGAAUAUCCCAACGCCAUAUCGUUCGCUGAAAAUAUGAAGUAUAGUAUGGACAUGUCAAAUGUUCGCGACAAUGCGACAAAACAAUUGCCGUUAACCAACCGUCUGAUUAAACGCAGCGCAAAUAGACCAACAAUAACAGGUCGUGAUUCAAAGAUUCAUACAGUUGGGACCCGCCAUGCAGGGACUGAUUUGGUUGCAUUCUUUGCUACUCUAAGCAUCCACGCCACGAAUCUUGGAGUUGGCCAAAAUGUGAAGUUUGAUAACAUCAUUACUAACGUUGGCUCGGCAUAUAAUCAGCAUGUCGGAGCUUUCGCUGCUCCGGUGUCGGGUGUGUACGUGUUCAUGUCAACACUUCUGUCCUAUCCUGGGCACAAUGAGCAUUUCAAGCUGGUCCGCAAUGGAAAUAUUAUUUGUUAUAUGUUUGUUGGCGGACUCGGUGGUGGCGCAACUUACGAUACCAGCGCCGGCAGCUUUGUUUUGUUUCUCAACAAAGGCGAUGUUAUCGCCGUACAAAAUGUGGACCCUGGGGAGAACCUCUAUGGGGACAGUUACUCGUACUUCUCCGGGUUUCUUCUGAAAGAGUUUGAGCAAGAUCCAUCUAUUGUUGGCUAAACAUCGUGUAUUUUCACAAUGUCCCAACUAGCCGACCAGAAACACAUACUUAUAUUAAACCAAAAUUAAAAUA
Messenger RNA from Dreissena polymorpha, 1079 nucleotides. RefSeq lists its product as uncharacterized. The transcript is spliced from 2 exons. Bases 203 to 1006 code for a protein of 267 amino acids. NCBI's taxonomy places the organism in Eukaryota, Metazoa, Mollusca, Bivalvia, Myida, Dreissenidae. The record is from RefSeq and is a predicted model, not a curated record. Gene Ontology annotation, molecular function: protein binding.